AUGGAGCUGACGCCUAUCAGAAUACCUGGCAAGCGCCGGCGGAAGGGCGAGCCACCGCUGGUCUUCAACGUGGCGCCUCGUAAAGACAAAGUGAAGGAAAAGAAGACCAAAAACCGCAAGGUCGUCAAGCCGAAAGCUUCCUAUCUGGAGAAGGAGCUGCCCCUCGAGAUCAUGGAACGCAUCUUCUGGGCGAGCGAGAACGUCAAUUUUCCGCGAUCAGGUCCUCGUGUAGGCCAUCUUCUGUCAGGGGAACCGACUCGGCGCGAAACUUUUCUUCGAGCAUUCGCUCCCACGUGGGAAGUCUGGUUCGGUGUCUUCAGGGACAGUCACACUGUUCUUAGGAGCUACCAUGGCUGGCAAGACGAUGUCGCACGCUUUGGAGGAAAUCCAGACUUUCAGUCGGCACUACUGCAGUAUUCCUGGGUCGGCAUCUCCUUCAUCUUGGACUGUAUGGAUUCGUGGAUCCAGAGAUACGCAAGGAGCCGAUUCUUUCAGCAACGGAAACUCUGGGGUGAUCCAGACACAGAACACAAAAUUGAGGACGACAGUGGAGGCGUGGACAAUUAUAGGUCGGCCAGGGAGUAUUUCCAACACGACUAUGAUGCCUUCUGCUCAAAGAUAGGCGCCGAGCUUCCACCUGUGAACGAUGAGACAAGCUGGGUUGAGGUUCAUCGCGACACGCAAAUUCCAGAUGGCCUCUUGACGGGCCCGUGGGACGAGGCUGCCGUGCAGAAGCUCUUCUGGCUUGUGCGUGCCGGCGCGCGUUUAUCGCCCGACCAAACCUGGGAAACCACGCUUGAGGGGUAUCAGAAUGCUAUGGCCAGCGAGACGGAACCCCCGAGCGGCAACCUUAACCUGCCAGUCAUACGCCUACUAUUCAUGCUGGGCGGCAAUCACUGGCCGGAGCAUGCUGCCAAGUCAGAGCUUUCACGACUUCACAAGCGAGAGAAGUCUCUGCGGAAUGCAUGCAGCGCCGAUGUCUACCAGAAGUAUGCGGUUGUUGCAUCAAUGAUGGUGCAGCGUUACUCAACAUCGGACACGAGGGGCUAA
This is a messenger RNA of Neoarthrinium moseri, 1050 nucleotides long. RefSeq lists its product as uncharacterized. The record is from RefSeq and is a predicted model, not a curated record. The transcript has 2 exons. The coding region runs from base 1 to 1050 and encodes 349 amino acids. NCBI's taxonomy places the organism in Eukaryota, Fungi, Ascomycota, Sordariomycetes, Amphisphaeriales, Apiosporaceae.